AUGGAGCACCCCGCUGACAGUAUGGCAGGUCCAAUGAUUCGCAUGCUGCAGCUUCCUUCGGGGCAGAGGACGGCUCUAGUACGAAAUCAGUGUUUAACUACACCAUCUUCCAUUAUUCUACCGUCUAUAUGUGACACCCUUGACCUUAGUCAUAACAACAUAAGUGCAUGGCCAAAGUGGCCGAGCACUGACAUGCAACCUAUACUAUUUCAAUCUAUUACAAAUUUAAUACUCUCGUACAAUUCACUGCAGCGCUUCGAUGCACCGCUCAAGAACACAGUUCCGCUCCUCACUGGCCUGUCCCUUCGUGGAACCAGCAUUGAAGAGCUGAGUGAGCUAAAGUACGGUAUCAAAGGCUUGAAGAGUCUUCGGUGUCUAGAUAUCUGUGAGACUCCUCUUUGGGAAAGAUGCACUGAUGCAGACAAACAGUAUAAUAUGGUGGCGGAACUCUCGAACAGUUGCAGAGCACUCCAAGUCGUAUCAGGUGUUCGCGUCACACUAGCGCACAGGAAACACAUACGUACAUCUAAAAGCUCUACUACUAAUUAA
This is a messenger RNA of Giardia duodenalis, 549 nucleotides long. Its product is annotated as Leucine-rich repeat protein. NCBI's taxonomy places the organism in Eukaryota, Fornicata, Diplomonadida, Hexamitidae. The coding region runs from base 1 to 549 and encodes 182 amino acids. The transcript has a single exon. The record is from RefSeq and is a predicted model, not a curated record.